Dinoponera quadriceps is the source of this 2946-nucleotide messenger RNA. RefSeq names its product dual oxidase-like. The record is from RefSeq and is a predicted model, not a curated record. Gene Ontology annotation, biological process: response to oxidative stress. Lineage: Eukaryota; Metazoa; Arthropoda; Insecta; Hymenoptera; Formicidae. Gene Ontology annotation, molecular function: heme binding; peroxidase activity. The transcript is spliced from 10 exons. Bases 1222 to 2946 code for a protein of 574 amino acids.
UGAACAAGAUCACAAAAAAUAAUUUUUUGAAGUGCUUCGAGGAUUGGAAAAAACGUUGGCACAAGUGUAUAAUACCUGAUGUGGAUUACUUUGGAGGAGACAAAAUAGAUAUUCAUGAAUAAAUAAAUAAUUUUUGAAAAAACACAAAAUUCGCGAUACUUUUUGAACAGACCUCGUAUAUGUGAACACCUAGGCACAUACAGGAUAAUUCUGAGAUAUCUGGUGUUAUCUGGUUAAUAAUUACAAUAAGUUUGUUAUUUAUUCCGAAAUUAAGAUACUCUAUUUUAAUAUUGUGAUUUUACAGGCAUUUUCGUAAUUUAAUAUAAGCAUGUCUUAAUUAGACGAAAUGAAUCUGGGCGAUUAAUCGAUACAUAUAUCAAAGUGAAUGUCGACCUCUAAAUUAAUUAAUCGCGUCGAUUAAAUAAAAUUAUAUAAUGUAUAUGCAUUUAUUUACAGGUAUCUAUAGAUAUUUUAUCGAUUAUAUCUAAAAUAUUAUUUAAAAAGACUAAAGAAAACUAACUUAGAAGUCGACAAUGUAAUCGCGAAAAAGACAAACGAGAAGGAGAGAGAGAGAGAGAGUGUGUGUGUGUAUGUGUGUGUGUGUGUGUGUGCGCAAGUAUGGCGUAUGUACAUGCGCGCGUGUGCGUGCAUGCGUACGUGCGCGCGCGUAUGUGUCAGAAAGAAGGCGCAGGAAAGGAAUAGGAGGAGGAGCAGGGGGACAUAGAAGAGGCAGACGGAGGUACGCGCGUUCAUGGUAACGAAACAAAUAGGCCGGCGACUUUCACCUCGCAACCAAGAGCAACUGUGGUGGAGGCUCAGAACAGUCGCACAGUUAAACUUGCGAUCGAAGAGUCAGCUAGUCGCUCUUCGUGGUUCGAGUAAAGGCACCUCCGUUCGUUUCUCCCAGAAACCUUUUUCGAGAAAGCAAACGGUAAUCUAAUCGCGCUUCAGGAAAGGCGUACGAGAUCCGUAUUUGGAGAAUCCAAAGAUUCGUAUGAACCAUUGGUUUGGUGCACUUUUGUGUCGCCUGCUGACUGAUAGUACUAGCGAGAUCGCAGUAGAGAUAUAACGACAAUGUAUUCCCACGGAUAUUGUUGACACACAAGAGAGAGAGAGAGAGAGAGAUCAUCGUAAGUGACUCAAGGUGCGACGAACACGCAUGUGUUGUGUGUAGCACGAGAGAAAUGCAUAGGCGUGGAUUCGACAAAAUCAAGUGACGAUAUGGUACAGCGACAACGGUCGGCCUGCGGUAUCGCUCCGACACAUCGUGGGAUUGUUUGGAUCGCGCUUUGCUGGAUCGUGUUACCUACUAAAACCGGAGCAGGUCAUAGUUAUGCAAAUAUUAAACAGAGGUACGAUGGAUUUUACAACAAUUUGGCUCACCCUGAUUGGGGAUCGGUAGACAGCAGACUAAUACGAAAAGUUCCGGCAGCAUACUCCGAUGGUGUAUAUGCAAUGGCUGGUCAAGAUAGACCAUCUCCUCGGAAGCUCAGUGAUUUGUUUAUGCAAGGUGAUGAUGGUCUACCAUCUGUGAAAAAUCGGACUGCGUUAUUUGCUUUUUUCGGACAGCUGGUCACGUCGGAGAUAAUCAUGGCCAGCGAAAAUGGUUGCCCAAUAGAAUUUCAUCGGAUCGAUGUGGACAAAUGCGAUCCGGUUUUCGACAAGGAGUGCCAAGGUAAUAAGUACAUUCCUUUCCUGCGAGCGGAUUAUGAUCGUCAAACCGGGCGCAGUCCUAACAGCCCACGGGAGCAGAUAAAUAAAGUGACGAGUUGGAUCGACGGUAGUUUCGUCUAUUCAAGCAGUGAAGCAUGGACGAAUACGAUGCGUACUUUCAAGAACGGUAGUCUUCUUAUGGAACAAACGAGACAAUUUCCCGUGAGGAACACCAUGCGCGCGCCUCUCUUCAAUCACGCAGUCCCGCAUGUUAUGCGAAUGCUUAGCCCGGAACGACUAUAUCUGCUUGGCGAUCCAAGAACGAAUCAACAUCCACCGUUGUUGGCUUUUGGAAUUUUAUUUUAUCGGUACCACAACGUCGUAGCUGCUCGUGUACAAAAGGAGCAUCCAAACAUGACCGAUGAAGAAAUUUUUCAGAAAGCUCGUCGAAUAGUCAUUGGGACGAUACAGAACAUAAUUCUUUACGAAUAUCUUCCGGCAUUGCUUAACGAGGACCUUCCAUCUUAUACUGGCUAUAAACCAGAUUUGCACCCAGGUAUCAGUCAUAUAUUCCAAAGUGCUGCUUUUCGUUUCGGCCAUACUCUCAUACCGCCAGGCAUUUAUCGGCGAAAUGAAAAUUGCGAAUAUAGAAACACCAAUACGGGUCAACUAGCUAUUAGGUUAUGCUCUACAUGGUGGGACUCAAACGAGAUUUUAGCUAAUAGCACGAUUGAAGAAUUGAUAAUGGGUAUGGCGUCGCAAUUAGCAGAGAAAGAGGAUAAUCUUCUCGGUACUGACAUUCGUAACAAUCUAUUUGGUCCUAUGGAAUUUUCGCGUAGAGAUCUUGGUGCCCUGAAUAUCAUGCGAGGUCGAGAUAAUGGUCUGCCGGACUAUAAUACUGCGAGAGUGCAUUUCAAAUUAACACAACGGAAAACGUGGAAUGAAAUCAACCCGGAAUUGUUCAAUAAGAACCCAUCGCUGUUGCGAACGCUUAUUGAAAUUUAUUCCAAUAAUCUGAACAAUGUCGAUAUUUACAUUGGUGGUAUGCUCGAAUCUAAGGAUGGACCCGGCGAACUCUUCACCACUGUUAUAAAAGAGCAAUUUCUCCGUUUGCGGGAUUCCGACAGAUUUUGGUUCGAGAAUGAAGAAAAUGGUCCAGAUUUGGAUCUGUUGUACUACUACGUGUGGAUAGUCAUUGAACGAGUGACCAAUAAGUUGAGACAUCCCAACGUGACAUCUCUCCAGGCCGCUCUCGAGGCGGCAUUCGACAAUAUGGACAAAGACGCGUUGUAA